ACGCAACCUUGCAAGUCAAAAUACAUCGACAGAUCUUUCUUCGAUCUUGUGUGCCGACAUCAGUUAUGGAGCUGACACUCUUGUCCGUGUGCAUCUCGCUACUCUGUAUUCCACUUCUGUGCUUCCUAUGGAGGAAGUCGACGACCAAGCUCCCCGCCGGUGCGCCUGCACCGCCGGGCCCGACGCCGUUCCCGGUCAUCGGCAAUAUUCCCAAUCUGCUACGGGGCGGCGAGCUGCAUCGCGCACUCGCUGGCCUGUCGGCGUCCUACGGCCCCGUAAUGUCCUUACGGCUCGGCAUGGCGACCACCGUCGUGCUGUCGUCGCCGGCCGCCGCGCACGAGGCGCUCCACAAGAAGGACGGCGCAGUCUCGAACCGGUGGGUCCCUGACAGCGCCAACGUCAUGGGCCACAGCGGCAUCUCCAUGGUGUGGCUCCCGAGCUCCAGUCCGCUGUGGAAGCACCUGCGCACCGUGGCGAGCACCCUGCUCUUCACGUCUCGGCGGCUCGGCGCUAGCCGCGCCAUCCAGGAGCAGAAGGUCCGGGAGCUCGUGGCCCACUUCAGCGCGAGCUCCGGAAGUCCGGUGCGCAUCGCGCUCCCGGUGUUCAGCGCCGUGCUCAACAUGAUGUCCAGUGUCCUGUUCUCGGAAGACGUCGUCAAGCUGGGGUCGGUGACCGGGCAGGAGUUCAAGGAGCUUAUCGCCGACUCCGUCGCGGAGACGACCAAGCCCAACAUCUCCGACUUCUAUCCAUUCCUCAGCGGUCUCGACCUCAGCCGCCGUCGCCGCGCGGUCACGGCGAAUCUCGAUAGAUUCUACCAGUUCUUCGAUGCUGUCAUAGACCGUCGGCUGAGCAGCACCACCGAGACGCACGGUGACCUGCUGGAUUCGCUGCUGGAUCUCCACGCCAAGUCCCAGCUCGAGCGGCCGGUGAUUCGAGCUCUCCUCACGGAUCUGUUCAUUGCUGGGAGCCACACGACCACGACGACGGUGGAGUGGGCGAUGGCGGAGCUUCUCCGCAACCCGACCAAAAUGGCCAAGGCACGUGCCGAGCUCAAGGAAGCGUUUGGAUCCGGCAAUGCAGAGGAAGGUGACCUCGCCAAGCUCCCGUACCUCCAGGCCGUUCUGAAGGAGACGCUGCGGCUGCACCCGCCUGGGCCGCUGUUGCUGCCGCACGAGGUGUCGGAGUCCGGCGUGACGCUCGGCGGCUUCUCGGUGCCCAAGGGCGCCCGCGUCUUCAUCAACGUUUGGGCCAUAGGAAGGGACCCCGAGGUGUGGCCGGAGCCGGAGGCGUUCACGCCGGAAAGGUUCUUGGAGAGGGAGGUGGACUUCCGGGGGAGGUCGUUCGAGUACAUACCGUUCGGGUCGGGGCGGAGGGCGUGCCCCGGGAUGCCGCUGGCCGUAGCGGUCGUGCCAAUGGUGCUGGCAUCGUUGCUCCACGUGUUUGAAUGGAGGCUGCCGGACGGGAUGGUGCCCGGCGACGUUGACCUCAGCGAUCGCUUCGGCGCCGCGCUGGAGCUUGCCGUUCCUCUCCGGGCCGUGCCGAUUUGGGCCAAAGGCUCACAAGAUUUGAGUCCUUGA
Messenger RNA from Lolium rigidum, 1577 nucleotides. RefSeq names its product cytochrome P450 76M5-like. The record is from RefSeq and is a predicted model, not a curated record. Gene Ontology annotation, molecular function: heme binding; monooxygenase activity; oxidoreductase activity, acting on paired donors, with incorporation or reduction of molecular oxygen. The coding region runs from base 66 to 1577 and encodes 503 amino acids. The transcript has 2 exons. Lineage: Eukaryota; Viridiplantae; Streptophyta; Magnoliopsida; Poales; Poaceae.